AUGCAGCAAGUAGUGCGUCUCUUGACCUUGGAACGGUAUCAGGAUGCUGUCGAUGCCCUGAACACGUUGAACACGGUCAAGGUGGUCAUCGAGGGCGCGGGCGACGAGUGGAAGGCCGAGGCGACCUCCCGCCUAUGCUCCAUCAGGCCGUCGUCGAGCUGGGCGCUACACGUCACGAAGGACGAGAAGAAGCGGGAGUUCUUCUCCUGCCUCAAGAAGUGCUUCCACAUCCUGGAGAACACUCGCGACGCGGUACAGACCUGCAACACUUCCCUCCGCUAA
Molecule: messenger RNA, 282 nt
Organism: Acanthamoeba castellanii str. Neff
Lineage: Eukaryota; Discosea; Longamoebia; Acanthamoebidae
Exons: 2
Coding region: 1-282 (93 amino acids)
Source: RefSeq, a predicted model, not a curated record